Pseudophryne corroboree (corroboree frog) is the source of this 4291-nucleotide messenger RNA. RefSeq names its product G protein signaling modulator 1 (gene GPSM1). The transcript has 14 exons. Gene Ontology annotation, biological process: establishment of mitotic spindle orientation. Bases 235 to 2214 code for a protein of 659 amino acids. NCBI's taxonomy places the organism in Eukaryota, Metazoa, Chordata, Amphibia, Anura, Myobatrachidae. Gene Ontology annotation, molecular function: GDP-dissociation inhibitor activity; G-protein alpha-subunit binding. The record is from RefSeq and is a predicted model, not a curated record. Gene Ontology annotation, cellular component: cell cortex.
UUGUGAUCAGGGCUGGAGGAGGGGGAGGGAAGGGGUCACUGGGACCUACCCCUUCUUAUAGUCCCUUGUAUGACAUCACAUACAGGGGGAGUGAUUUGUGGGUACGGUAGACUUUGUGUAAUAUACAUCACUUCCUAGCUGCCAUAAUACAAGUACUGUAGAUGGGGACUCUGGCUGCGCAGCCUCUCUGAUCACUGGAGCCUCUCUCUGCCAUUGUAUGAGCUGCACCAAUACAUGGCUUUCCUGCCUGACCAUGUACAGCACCAGCCUCCAGCCAGGAGAGUCUAUUCCAGGAUGGAGGCCUCGUGCUUGGAGCUAGCGCUGGAGGGAGAGAGACUCUGCAAGGCUGGAGAUUUUAAAGCCGGCGCCACGUUCUUUGAAGCUGCUGUCCAGGUGGGUACAGAAGACCUGAAGACUCUCAGCGCCAUCUACAGCCAGCUGGGCAAUGCCUACUUCUACCUGAAGGAAUAUGCCAAAGCACUGGAAUACCACAAACAUGACCUCACGCUCGCCAGGUCCAUAGGGGAUCGCAUUGGAGAGGCCAAAGCCAGCGGGAACCUCGGGAACACACUGAAGAUCCUGGGACAGUACGAUGAGGCCAUUGCGUGUUGUCAGCGGCACCUGGACAUUUCCCGGGAGCAGGGAGACAAGGUGGGUGAGGCUCGGGCACUCUACAAUGCCGGCAAUGUCUUCCAUGCCAGGGGGAAGCAGCUGUCCUGGAACAUGCCGCAGAUCCCGGGAGACCUGUCGGAGGAGGUGAAGGAGCCCCUGGUGAAGGCCACAGAGUACUAUGAGAGGAAUCUGGCCCUGGUGAAAGAAUUGGGUGACCGCGCCGCGCAGGGCCGGGCUUAUGGAAACCUUGGUAACACUCACUACCUCCUAGGCAACUUCAAUGAGGCCAUUGUGUUCCACAAAGAGAGACUGGCCAUAGCAAAAGAGUUUGGAGACAAAGCUGCAGAGAGACGGGCGUACAGCAACCUGGGCAACGCUCACAUAUUCCUGGGCAGAUUCGAUACCUCAGCAGAGUACUACAAGAAGACGCUCCAGCUCUCCAGGCAGCUGAAGGAUCAGGCAGUGGAAGCACAGGCCUGCUAUAGUCUGGGGAACACGUACACACUGCUCCAGGACUAUGAGAGAGCCAUAGAAUAUCACCUCAAGCACCUAUCCAUAGCGCAAGAACUCGGGGACAGGGUAGGUGAAGGACGGGCGUCCUGGAGUCUGGGAAAUGCCUAUGUGUCUUUAGGAAGUCACGAGGAAGCUCUGCGGUACGCCAGGAAGCACCUGGACAUCUCAUGUGAGAUUGGUGACCGGAAUGGAGAGCUAACGGCACGUAUGAAUGUGACACAGCUGGAGUCCGCGCUCAGCAUAGCGUCCAGUGACGAGACAUCUCAGUGCGAUGGCUAUGAAGCCCAAGGAGCCAGACCCAAGAGGCUGCACCGGAGCAGCAUGGACAGCUUAGACUUCAUCAAGUUUCCUUCAGAAAAGACCCGAAAUGGAGACAGUCACCACACGCCAGGUGUAAGGAAGGACUUUACUGCCAACGCCGCGAGAGGCGGGAAAUACAAAGAGCAUCACUUUCCUGCGGACACAAGGGCUCAGGACGCUGGCGCGGUGCACACGAUGGAGGUCAGGGUGCAGAUGCCUCACCUGAAGAUCAGCCGGGCCCCGUCGGAUGAGGAAUGCUUCUUCGACCUCUUAAGUAAAUUCCAAAGUAACCGAAUGGAUGAUCAGAGAUGCACGUUAGAGGAGUGUCAGAGCGGCGAGACGGAAACCACAGCGACAGCCAUUCCGGCGCUGGACGACCAGAUAUCUGCCUCCUCGCUAAUGGCCUCGCCCCAGACAGAAGAGUUCUUUGACAUGAUAGCCAGCUCACAGAGCAGACGGCUGGACGACCAGCGGGCAAGUGUGGGGAGCUUACCCGGUCUACGGCUAACGCACAAUAACAUGGGUCACCUGAGGGUAGAAGGAGACCAGCAGGAGCCCGGGGACGAGUUCUUCAACAUGCUGAUGAAAUGCCAGUCUUCACGGAUUGACGACCAAAGAUGCGCCCCACCAGACUCCACGCCACGAGGACCCACAAUGCCCGAUGAAGAUUUCUUCAGUCUCAUCCAGAGAGUACAGGCCAAGAGGAUGGACGAACAAAGGGUGGACCUGUCAUCCAGCCAGGAAGACGAAGAGCAGCAAGACAGUCAGAGGAGGCCGAGCAACAGCUAAGUGCUAGCUCUUCUGCCCGGACAAAUAUCUGCCUUUUACAAAGGAUCUGACUCCAUGUAGUCUCUGACAGCAGAGAACAAUGUAUGAAUUAGCCGUCCGUGUAUGUGCAUAGCUGCUGCAUAGAGCGUAGGAGGGUACGUCGUCUUAGUAAAUAUUCCGGAACAUCCACUUUUUAUAGGAUGAUGUUUUUUGUUUUAGACAAUUACUGAACAAUGUGCUGCAGUUUCAGACGGACAUUCCUCGCGGCACAAAGCACAGAUACAUGACGCUAGAGGCGAUAGGAGCCGUCUACCCAUGGAGCAAGUCACACCGUACAUGAGAUUUCUCUCUUCCUCAUGGAUCUGAGAGCAGAUAUGGCACUGUGCGGGGUAUAACAUCACAGAGAGCAGGUUACCAGGUACUAACAAUAGCAAUAACGAGGAGGCUCUGAUUAGUGAAUGAGGCCCAGAGAUCUGCUUUAUACAUGAUCACAUAACAUGCACAGUCAUAGCGGUGUCAAGGCGCAAAGCUCCCGGGCAAUCUGCCCCCUCUCUGGGGUAAAUACCGGCCUUCCUCUACCUGUGCCGCCCCAUCACUGACAGCACAGUGUUACCCUCCAGCCGCGGCACCGAUAUUCUAUAACAGGACCCAGCAUUAUAGCAGAGGAACACUACUGGCCCGUGACUGUAAUCUAGUCGCAGAUUGUACGAUACGUCACUAUGUGGGAGAAAGUAACAGGAUUUAUUGUAUUUUGUUUUUCUUCCCUUUCUAUCUGUACAAUAUACCUCCGCCUCAGUAUAAUCCCUGCUGCCCAGAUCCCAGGUGAUCCCUACUCUCUGACUGGCCAGGACCCCCCCCCCCCCCCCCCCCCCACAUAUAAUGUUACCGCUAUAUAGGGUGUACAGGACUGGUCGCUCUGUGUAGUGAUCCCUACUCUCUGACUAGCCAGGACCUCACAUAUAAUGUUACCUCUAUAUAGGGUGUACGGGACUGGUCGCUCUGUGCAGUGAUUUCUACUCUCUGACUGGCCAGGACCCCACAUAUAAUGUUACCUCUAUAUACGGUGUACAGGACUGGUCGCUCUGUGCAGUGAUCCCUACUCUCUGAUUGGCCAGGACCCCCCCACAUGACCGAGCCCUUACAGAAGGCGCAGGGUUGGAACGUUUCUCUCUCCCCCUGAGAUGCAAUGCAUAGCACUCCAUCAUGUGACACUGCCAGACGUCCAUCUUGGCACCAUUUAUCGCUAUAAAAGCCCAAAACACUAAAUACCACAAUGGAAAUAACACUGAAUCUAGGAGCCAGGAAUAAACUGAUCUCUACCAGAGGAUUCACCAUCCCCAACACCAUAACCACAGCCGGGCGCCAGGUAACGAGGCCGUGGUAAUCUGCGGAGAUCUGCCUCCAGCAAUAGACUGGCCGCUGUAGGAGAUCAGCACAGUGUACACAGCUACUACAGAGAAUACGUCCCACCAGGCAGCGCACACCUCUUACCCCCCUAAGGAAAAACACCCCCAGAACCUGCGCACCUACAUUUGGGUACCUCUCAAACACCACGCUCCGGGGGUCUCCUCUUCCCGCUUGGUCUGUGCUGUUGCCCACCCAGAGAAUCUCCCACUCAGGGCCCUUUAUACGUCUCUGACUCCCGAAAUAUGAAUACGGGAGGGGGGUUCUGUCAAAGCAGCACCCCCUACCACGUGGCACGGUUACUAUUACACCCAAUAUCAUGUCUGCAGCAUCUCCCCCAUUACAUCAUCAUCAGUCCGUGGCAUGGUCACUAUUACACCCAAUCUCAUGGCUGUGGCACCUGUCAGAGCAGCGUCUACCCCAUUACAUCAUAAGUCCGUGGCACGGUCACAAUUACACACAAUCACAGAUGGCUACAACAAACAUGUAAAGACUGGACCUCUGCGGAAACACAACGUAAAUGCAACAAUACUUGAAUGUAUUAAACUAUUUAUUAUCAUAUGUGCAUUUGCAGAAUUGUCUUUUCAGGAUGGGUUUAUAACAAGAGGUACGAGACUUUUUCCUGACAAAACAUCUGCCAAAUAUAUGAACAAUUUGUUUUAUUGUGCUCAGUAAAGAAAAAUAUUUUGUGGUC